This is a messenger RNA of Colletotrichum siamense, 885 nucleotides long. RefSeq lists its product as uncharacterized. Bases 1 to 885 code for a protein of 294 amino acids. Lineage: Eukaryota; Fungi; Ascomycota; Sordariomycetes; Glomerellales; Glomerellaceae. The transcript has 4 exons. Gene Ontology annotation, molecular function: protein binding. The record is from RefSeq and is a predicted model, not a curated record.
AUGUUCGCCAGACGCUAUGAACAGCCCCCCUCGCAAAGCCACAGGAGCAGUUUCUCCAAGGGCCACAAGUCGAACAAGUCGACUUCAUCAUUCAGCAAGACCAGCGGCGUUUCCAAACGCCGCGACUCCCGUGCGACCAGACGGCCCAACACGGCCACUUCAUCAAGCACCCAUGACACCGAAAUGAGCAACAACCUUACCUCCGCGAUCGUGACACUCGUCGUCGGCACCGAACAGCGUCUCUUCGCUGCCCACGAAGACGUCCUCUGCGCAUCCCCCUUCUUCCAGGCCGCCCUUAGAGGAGGCAACUUCAUCGACGGCUCACCCUCGUCCUCCUCAGCCCCCGCCAGACGCAUAGCUCUGCCCGACGAAGAACCCGAGAUCUUCUCGUCAGUUCUGGAAUAUCUCUACAAGGGCGACUACUACCCGCGCCUGGUGCACAACAAGAGACGCAACUCGUGGGAGAUUGAGCAGCUUUCUGAGGACGGCAAGGGCAUCGAGUCGACUGUCUAUCAUCACGGUGUCGACGGUGACUUGCUCAAGGAUACCGUUAUUUACUGUGCUGCUGAGAAGUACGGGCUUGAGGAGCUGAAGCGUGUUUCUCUGAGAAAGCAAGGUCUUCAAUCCGGCAUCCAAUGCAGCACCAUUCUCUCAUCGGCCAGAUACGCCUACGCCCACACACCCGACAGCGACUCCAAGCUGCGAGCCCACUACCUCGCUCUGAUCAUCCGCAGCCGUAGCACUUUCAAGCGGAGCGGCACGAUGCAGCUGGAGAUGUACAACGGAGGCACCCAGCUGUUCUUCGACCUCUUCGUAGCGCUGUGCAACCACGUUGAUGACAUCUCGACUGCGAACACACCUCGCACCCCGCGCAGCGGCCGCUAG